GAACGCAGGGGCAUCGGCUCAGCCACAAGCACGGAGUUCCACAUACCCUGCUCUGCAACCUCCCGCCGUAUUCCUUGCAAAUCCGCCCGAUGCUGAGUGGGCGGCGGAUCCAGCGCCUGGUCUCCAUGGCUAGUAGCGUCUGUGGAUCCCGAGGCAGCGCGGGAUCCCGGACCGCUGGUCCAGUGGAGGCCGCCAUUCGCGCGAAGUUGGAGCAGGCCCUGAGCCCUGAAGUGCUGGAGCUGUGCAACGAGAGCGGCGGCCACGCAGUCCCCCCAGGCAGCGAGACACAUUUCCGCGUGGCUGUGGUGAGCUCUCGUUUCGAGGGACUGAGCCCCCUGCAACGGCACCGGCUGGUCCACGCGGCGCUGUCCGAGGAGCUGGCCGGGCCUGUCCAUGCGCUGGCCAUCCAGGCACGGACCCCCACCCAGUGGAGGGAGAACCCUCAGCUGGAUACUAGCCCCCCCUGCCUGGGUGGGAACAAGAAGACUCGAGGAACCCCCUGAACUCCAAGAGCAGGGAAGGAUCAAGAUCCAACGGGCUGGGUGAGAAUGAACUACUGAGGCCUCCUCCCUCAGUACAGUCCAGGAUUAUAAGGGGCGAGGACCCCUGGGCCCCAUUCUAUGGGUCCAUACAUAUUCUCCCCGAGAUAGUAACCCAAGGAAAGAACAGAAUCACUCCCUACUGCUUUUUCCUGGACUAUUCAGGAAGGGCUGCUCAUUACUUCCAUGUUGAAUUGUGACUAAGAAACUGCACUAGACCCGAUUAGAAACAAUCCUGUACAUUAAAAGAGAAAUUACAAUAUAA
Messenger RNA from Carlito syrichta (Philippine tarsier), 804 nucleotides. RefSeq names its product bolA family member 1 (gene BOLA1). Gene Ontology annotation, cellular component: mitochondrion. The transcript has 2 exons. NCBI's taxonomy places the organism in Eukaryota, Metazoa, Chordata, Mammalia, Primates, Tarsiidae. The record is from RefSeq and is a predicted model, not a curated record. The coding region runs from base 90 to 503 and encodes 137 amino acids.